GAGUGCAUUGAUUAUAAUAAGAAUCAGUAUAGCUGUUAGAAAGAGAGUAUUGUAGGUUCAGCUAACGUAACUGAUUUUGUGUUAGCAUUGGUUUACUCUUAGUCUGAUGACUGAGAAUAUGAAACUCAUUUGAGGUUUGAUUAUUGAUGGUGUGAAAUUUUCUGCAAAACUCAGCCAUGCCUGGAUUGAUGAGCGUGGCCGAGUUCGUGACAGAAACUCGUGAGGAUUAUAACUCACCGACAACGUCGACUUUUGUUGGUAAAAUGCCUCAAUGUCGUCAAACCAUAGGAUCCCUCGAGGAGACAUUGGACUUUGAUCGGGAUGGUUUGACAAAGAUGAAAAAGGCUGUCAAGGCAAUAUAUAAUAGUGGGAAUGCUCACGUAGACAAUGAAAUCUAUCUGUCAAAAGCACUUGAGCGACUAGGAGCCAAUGCAAACAUUAAAGACCAGGAACAUGAUAUAGGUGCAGCAUUUAUAAACUUCUCCAUUGUGACCAAAGAGCUUUCACAGUUAAUGAAGAUUCUGAUGCAAAACUUGAACAACAUCAUUAUGUUUCCAGUAGACAGUCUGCUCAAAGGAGACCUUCGAGGUGUUAAAGGAGAUUUAAAAAGGCCUUUUGAUAAAGCAUGGAGAGAUUAUGAAGCAAAAAUGACAAAAAUAGAGAAAGAGAAGAAACAACAAGCUAAAGAAGUAGGUCUCAUUAGAACAGAAAUUUCACCAGCAGAGGUAGCUGAUGACAUGGAAAAGGAAAGACGAGUUUUUCAGCUUCAGAUGUGUGAAUACCUUAUUAAAGUGAAUGAAAUCAAAACAAAAAAGGGAGUGGAGCUUCUGCAGCAUCUAGUUGAAUACUAUCAUGCACAAAAUAACUUUUUUCAAGAUGGACUUAAAACUAUUGAGCACUUUAGUGGCUACAUUAAGGAGUUAGCGACUAAACUACAAAAGAUUCGACAGAAACAAGAUGAAGAAAGAAAGAAGUUAAUUGAACUUCGCAACCUUCUGCGAUGUUCCCCAUCACUGGAUGGAAGAGAGCAAGUUGGAGCAACACAAUCUGGCUAUACACUUCAUCAGCUUCAGGGAAAUAAACACUAUGGUUAUACUAAAACAGGUUAUCUUAACAAGAAGUCUGAUGGAAAGAUGAGGAAGGUGUGGCAAAAACGGAAAUGUGAGACUCGAGAUGGCUAUCUUUUUAUCUACCACUCAGAUGAAACCAAAGCUCCCACCAAACUCAAUUUACUUACCUGCCAAGUAAAAACAGUGGUUGAUGAAAAGAAGAGUUUUGACCUUAUAUCUUAUAACAGAACAUACCACUUUCAAGCCGAAGAUGAUGUUGAAAUGGAUGCUUGGAUGUCAGUUUUGGUUAAUUGUAAAGAGGGAGCACUACGGAAAGCUUUUGAUGACUCUGGGCAGCCAAAUGGAGACAAAUUAAAUCAUAGUCUUUUAGAACUUCAACAGAGUAUUAUUCGACAAAUACAGCGACUGCCAGGCAAUGAUCGGUGCUGUGACUGUAAUUCAACAAAAGAUCCAACAUGGUUAUCCACAAAUUUUGGGAUUCUUACGUGUAUUGAAUGCUCAGGAAUUCAUCGGGAUCUAGGAGUUCACAUUUCAAGAAUUCAGUCACUGACACUUGAUAACAUAGGAACAUCUCAGCUGUUGCUAGCCAGGGUAAUGAGUAAUGCAGGGUUUAAUGAUGUGAUGGAAGCAACACUAAAUCAUGUCAGAAAGCCUUCUUCUGAUAGUUCAAUGGAAGAAAGGUGUGACUUUAUUCGAGCAAAGUAUGUAGAAAAGAAGUUUGCCAUUAGGACAUGUACAGACGAAAAAGAUCUUAGAAAUGAUCUUGAAAUUGCUGUCACAUCAAGACAUUUGUAUCAGCUUCUUCAGGCAUUUGUGGAAGGAGCUGACCUCACAUGGGUGCUUCCAAAUAGUAAAACAGGUGAAACUAGUCUACAUGUUGCUGUUACUCAGGAAGAUGGAACAUCUCUCCAUGUAGUUGAUUUUCUUGUACAAAAUAGUACCAGUAUAGACAAACAGACCAAGCAUGGCAAUACACCCUUACAUGUCAGCACUUUACAAAACCAAACUGAAUGUAUGAAACUACUUUUGAGAUGUGGGGCCAAUCCACAGAUAGAAAACUCUGAAGGAAAAACUCCACUGGAUAUAGCCAGAGAAAAGAAAUUUCACACUUGUGUAGAACUGCUUGAACAUGCUCUUCAAAACAAGAAAACUAUGUUUGAAAAUGUGAACAUCGAUUGGCGUUUAACACAUGAAGAUGGCUCUACUGAUCUAAGUGAUGAAGAUGGUGCUGAUGAAAAGUAUCAGUUGUUUACCACGGGUUCUUUUAAACACUUGGUUAAUGGGACAAGCAGGCUAGACAACUACAUCAGAAAAUUCUCUCUUUCUGCACUUGAACAAAGAAACUUUGGAGAAAGAGUCAUACUCACUCCAUUGGGUAACCAAACUACUCCUGAAAGACGAUGUCAUUCUCGACCUUCCAGUGUUAUAGGGAAUGACUCCCCACCCAAAAUAUCUGCACUGGUAUGUGAGGGGCCAAAACAAAGUCCAGUACCUGCACCACGUAUCAUGCCUCCACCACCCCCACCCCAAAGACAAAAAACCUGUGGUUCCAGGAUUGAACUCUAAUGGCAGUAUGAAGAAAAGAGCUGCUCCCCCUCCUCCUAGUCUCGCUUCAGGUACCGUUUGCCACACUCGUACUCCUUCUGAUCCAGGUCUUUCCCAGUCUCCAUCAAGUGCAGUACACAAACG
Limulus polyphemus (Atlantic horseshoe crab) is the source of this 2759-nucleotide messenger RNA. It is a transcript of the gene Asap, whose product is annotated as arfGAP with SH3 domain, ANK repeat and PH domain-containing protein-like. Bases 177 to 2636 code for a protein of 819 amino acids. The record is from RefSeq and is a predicted model, not a curated record. Lineage: Eukaryota; Metazoa; Arthropoda; Merostomata; Xiphosura; Limulidae. Gene Ontology annotation, molecular function: GTPase activator activity; protein binding. The transcript is spliced from 24 exons. Gene Ontology annotation, biological process: positive regulation of GTPase activity. Gene Ontology annotation, cellular component: cytoplasm.